UUUCCCCUCACUCCCUGCAUAACCUUCUUGCGUGCAUGUGCUUUGUGACCUGUGUUGCGUCUUGGCGGCUUGCAGCUUUCGUUGAGGCUUGUCAGCGUCCCAGGGGCGCAUUGCAAAAUGAACGGAAUAUGCAACUUGUUGUUGCCUGUAAUCGGUUCAGAGAACAAGGAUGAGGCCCUGCGGAAACUCCUGUCGUCAUGCAACGAUCAACGAGCUUUCACUAAGUGUGUGUCGGGUAUUUCUGCCUUUGUUGGUGUGAUUAACGGCAAGUUGAAUGAGCCGGCCUCCAGACACGAUGGCCUUCUCUUGCUCCAAACCUUCUUGCCUCAGUGCUCGGUGGAGGUCCUUGCAUUGCAUGGUCCUUCAUGGAUUACGGCCUGUCUGAAAGGAGCAGCUUCCCGAGGGACUGCUCAACUUUCGUUCACUGUAUUAGCAAAAUUGUUGGAGCUGUCUGAAACUGUCCCGGAGCUAAACAGGCAUGUGUCUUCCGUAGCGGUUUCAAAUUUUGCCGAGUUGCUCCAUCAAGGAAUUUGGCCUGCGGCCUAUGUAAAUGCUUUGGAGUGCCUGGAGCAAUGUAUGAAGAUAUGUAAUGGCCCCUGUGGUCCCCACAAAAAAGUGAUUGAUAGCUUCUUGUGCUCGUUGCUGGACUACUCUGGUCCCAAUCAUCUGCAGGUGUUUUGGCAUGCUGCCCGCUGCAUGUCACUGUUGCCGCAGACUGGCGGUGGUGGUGUUGGCGGCGCUCAAUACAAAUUGGCUUGGGUUGCCAAGCAGAAACAAGUUUGUCGCACUAUUCACCUCAUUCUGGAUGAGUUGUAUUCAGAUACAAAUGAGCUGCAGGUUUCCAUGAUGGGUUCUAUGCUUGAAAGUGUUGAGCCUUUGCCAUUGCCUGAAAUUGAUGAUUCAGACCCCAUCCUUCGAACUCAAAAAUUGGUGACUCGCCUUUUGGCUGUUUCAACCUGUCUUCAGGCUUUGUUAGUUAUGGUCUAUCCAGUCCCCAAAAAUGUGUCAAUAUCCUCCAUUAUAAAUUUGAUAUGCCGUGGUCUUGCUGUGAAUGGGUCCUCUAUUGGAGUAAGCAACACCACUGAUACUUUAGCACUUACGGCUGAACUUCCAAGAGUUCAUCAAUCUCUGUUGAAGCUACUAGAAGCAUUGAUCAUUGUGGGCCGCUCAAACCUGACUCCAUUUGCUGAUACGAUUUGUAAACUUUGCAUUCAGACUCUGAAGUGGACCAGUGUGGAAGACUGGCCAUAUGGCACAGAAAAGCCUUAUAAAUUUGUAAGAGUCCAGGCAUAUGAAGUCUUAAAGCUUUGGUGUGGCACCGCCAAGGGAGGAAGUGGUGUAGAAGAUGUUUCUCAACAAUUAGUUGAUGUAUCUAUGCAAGACAUUUUCUCAGAAAAGGAUAGUGUUUCACUUUCAGCUGGUUUACGCAAGAACCACAACCCACAAAGGCGCUCGAAAGGAAACAAAGCUGCUGCAAGCCUAACUGUUGGAGGCACUGUGGCAAGGAAUAGUUUGGUACGGAAUGAAUUGGCAAACAAAGACGUCUGUGUUGCUGCCUUGCAAGCUGUUACUGCAGCAGUGCUGGCUGGCUCUUCCAGGAUUCAGGCAAAUGUGCACAAGACUUUACAGGAGACUGUUGUCACUGUUCUCCUUAAGGGAUCCUCAACGGCUGGAGAGUACCCCAUUCCAUUUAGCUCACCUUUUGCCCGGUUGGAGUUGUAUCGCCUCUUGCUGCAACUGGUUUUGGAUGGUCACACAGUCUGGCCUGCACCAACAAACCUUGCUGCGAAGUUGUUUGCGAAUGGAUUGAAUGAUUCUGAUGCACAGAUUUCAAUUUUCUGUGGAAUGGCACAGGGUGUCAUAGAAAAAAUUAUUCAUCCCGCCUACCCAUCCUUGUACGUAACACCCAGUCAUAAGGAAGUGGAUGCCAGUAUAGAAACUUCUGCGCAAGACACAUUUACUGCUCCUGCUUUGGCAGUCUCUAGACUUACCAUUCAAGACCGAGCAAGAAACAAUUCUGAAGAUUCAGGCAAUGACCUUACUGAUGCUGUGUCACUGGUUCCCAAAAAGACAGAGAAAAGAACCUCUACUGGAUCAAGCGUCCGACAAACUAUUCAACUAGAAAACUCGUCAGCCGAGUCCACUCCCUUGGUAAUUAAGCCUGUUAAUCCUCGACUGGUAAUGGUACAGGCCACUCCUAUCUGCUCUAUUACUGUUAGUUCUGAUGGAGAAGACAACAGCCCAUCUAAUCUGGAGUCGUCACGUAAAUUGACCGGAAAAGUGAAAGCAGAUAGUAGUGUGAAGGAGGGGCAUAACGUCCAGAAGCCCAUUGACUUAACAAACUCUGAUAUGAGUGAUGAUGAUGAUGAUAUUUCUGAAGUGCCGUGUGAAAUAGACUUGGCAGAUUCGGAAGAUGAAAAGGCAGGUUCGGAUGGUGAGAAAAGCAAUGUAUCUAUCUGCAGCCAAACUACGGUGAACACUCCUGUAAAUACACAGGCUUUGGAGCGCUCAGGAAAAUCAGCAUUUGAACUGAAGAUUACCAAGCAAAGUCCUGUCUCAAAGGAAAAUGAAUCCUUGGAUGAAAAUAGUGUUUGUGCUGUUUUAAAUGAAGCUGAAGUCAUUGCUGUUUCUAAGGAGACUGAAGUGCCUGAUGGGAGUGGUAGCAGUGCUGCUACAAAAGAAGCUGUGGUGGAGAGUUCUACUAGUGCCGUGAAUGGAAGUCUUACGAACGGCAUUUCUGAGGCUGUCCCUGGCGAUGGUUCCGCGGCAGACGCUGUUCCUGAGGCUGACUCCGCAGAUGGACCUUCGGGAGGCGCUAAGAGAGCAGUGGAAGUGGAAGAAGUGGGGUCACCGACCAAAAAGGCCAAGUUAAAUGGUGGUGAUGAUGAUGAAGAUAUGGAGUUCCCCUCAGAUGAGGACUCAAUGCUCCUGUCAUUUGUUGAUGUUACUAGAGAUGAAGAAAAUGAGGAAGAUUUGUAGCAUGAUUCACGGUUCAUCAUUUUAUCUGUGUAUUCUUGCUUACUUUCAAACCAUUUUCCUGGUAUUGUGUCUUAAAUUAUACCAGUGAAUAAUUUUGUACUCAAGUUAAUUUUUCUUUUCCUUCUUGUUAAUGUUUCUAUUAUAUAUUUUUUCCAGUCAUGUUUGUUUUGUCAUAUGGUCUAAUGAUAAUCCCAUAAGAGCGAAAUAAACAACUUUGGCUAAAAA
Messenger RNA from Thrips palmi, 3204 nucleotides. Its product is annotated as proline-, glutamic acid- and leucine-rich protein 1-like. Gene Ontology annotation, cellular component: nucleus. Gene Ontology annotation, biological process: rRNA processing. The transcript is spliced from 13 exons. Lineage: Eukaryota; Metazoa; Arthropoda; Insecta; Thysanoptera; Thripidae. The record is from RefSeq and is a predicted model, not a curated record. The coding region runs from base 118 to 2979 and encodes 953 amino acids.